Peronospora matthiolae is the source of this 543-nucleotide messenger RNA. Lineage: Eukaryota; Oomycota; Peronosporomycetes; Peronosporales; Peronosporaceae. The record is from the annotation of a GenBank genome assembly.
AUGGGCUGGGCACUGGCAUUGGAACCACAACGCUUGGCCGGUAUGACCGGUGUGGUCUGCCGUUAUCUCCUCCCCUGUCCGGAUCGCCCUGUAAGAGUUCAUCGAGAUGACGAUCCGGCGGCGCCCUCGCACCUUCAUGUACUCCGUAAGGGGGAUACACGCGUGCGCAAUGAUUCGGGCCAUCCCUCCUCCCUGUUCCGCGCUGACAAAGACCUGUCGACCGCUGGCGUACUUCUCGUUCAGCUUGAAAGUGUAUGCGGCGUCUGGCUCGGGUGCGAGUACAUACGUACCCCAAUACUGGCACACGACGGCCCCUGCGGUGAUUGGCCUGGCGGCGAAAAAACCGAGUCCUUGCCGCGUUACUCGCAGGUGCAACUGGCACGUGCGAAACCGGUUGUUGCAUUUCUUUGCCCCAAGGGAGCAAGUGUCUUCCUCGCACACUUGUUACUCGGCGGCGUUGGCACACGCGUCGAUUUUGCACUUGUCGACGAACCCGCAUAUCUCCUCUCGUGCACCUUCUUUCUCAAACGAUAUGCCGUGUAA